AUGUUUUCGCCGGAAGCAUCGCUGCAGAGCGCGCGUAGCUCACUGCGUGGCACUCGACGACGCCAGCGCGACUCUAACGGACACGACCAGCCUCGACGAAAGCGCAGUAAAAUUGCCGAAGAUGGGGCCUUCCAGACUACUGCUGGCGCAGACUUGAAGAUCAACGGCAAUGCCAAUACGAACGGGCACGACAGCCAUAACAGUGUCGAAAACUCCCUUGUAGUAGUGGACAUGCCAGUCCGCGAAAAAAAGGCGCCUCCUAAACGAGCGCUGAAGGAAGAUAGCGCUCAGUACUUGACUAAGAACGCGAACUAUAGCGUCAGGAAAUUGCCUAGUUUCCCAUCAGCUCUUGCACGCUCAUCAACUCCAUAUACAGCUUCUGCGGUCUCCUCCGCCGGACUUGCUCUUGCAUUCACAACCGACCGCGCCCUCGUAUGGGAUUACAGCAGCGCAACGGGCCCCUCGAAGAUCGUCACUCUUCCCCUUCCCUUCGCCCUGAGACCUUCCGAGCCACUUCCACUUGGCGCAAUUGUUCGCAACGGUCCCACCAACGACUAUGGUGUCGUUGCGGUUGCGCCUUCCAGCGGCAUAAUUACCUUUUGGGAGAAUAUCGACAGCGCAGAGGCUAGAAAUUUGUAUCCUCAACGCCAUAUGGGAGUGGAUGGAUCUGUAAAGCUGUACUCCGGAGAGACCAUAACCGAUUUGGUCGAUAUCGAGCACGCAGGCUUCAUCUUGAAUUUCAGCAGUGGCAGACUUGCCCAGUUGACUCUACGCGACUCGCAAGGACGACCUAGUGUCAGUACCACUAUUUUGAACGGCCCCAAUGGCUCGGGCGGCAGUCUUUUCAGUCUACGAGGACUGCUGGGAGGCGCCAUCCGAAAGACGAUUGCAUCAGUCAAGGCGCGCCCGUCCGAUUCCAAGGGUCAAAUGGAGGUGAUUACAACCACAAGAAACGGUUUAUUUCAGCUGUGGGAUCUGAGUUGGUCAGGGCAACAGAUUUUCAAGCACGAGAUCGAUGCCCACGGUGAGAUGCUCUCAGCCGUACAUGCAGGAACAUCGCCAGAACUUCGCGCCCAGUCUGAUGUGCAUGUACUGGACUUUGCAAUCACGGAACAACAGCGGUCGCCUGGAUCCGUAAGUCUUUUGGUAUUGGUGGCCUUGUUCGGACGCCAUACACUCGAUUACUCGCUCUUGGAAAUGAACCUGACAGCCGUGGGAGGCUCAGUCAGCAGGGCCAUCCCCAUCAAAAGCUUUCACCACGAGGGAUUACCCACAGAACCGACAGGAAAGCUUCUAGUCCCUCAGCCCGGACACACGGCGUUCGUACAGUUCCCUGGCGCUAUUGUCAUCGCAUCUCUAGCUCAGCCGGAGGAGAGCCCGGAGGCGCAACUUCUUGCGGACUCUGGAAGAUUUAAUAUUCCGUUUCAGGAUGCAAUUUACUUCCGAGAAGAGCUGAACAUUGUAGUUUCAGGAUUGUCUACGGCAGCAACCACCCGGAAGGAACAGAAGGCCACUGCUUUGAUCUUUGUACAAGGGUCUGGGAUCCUACAAUUCAGUGCGCACCCACCAGUAAUGGAUAAUGCGGGAACAGAAAGGCUCAAGGUCACAGCCCGGAGCAAACUGGAGCAAGCCACGUUUUUCAGCUCGAGACCGGGUAACAUCCUGGAUUUCUCGGUCAAAUCACGAUUCUCGUUUUCUGAAGAAGAGACUGCACAAGCAGCGCUCGAUGUCAGCAUGGGUAUCAUCAGUUCUUCGUACGACUACCUCGACAAGGUUACAUCCUCCAUGGACGAACAGUUCAAGACCCGCGCUUCCGCUCUGCGAACCUUGAUAUCGCACCUGCGAUCUGACUACCCUACACUACCUUUUCUGACGAAGUGGCGCUUGUUGUGGCACGCUGAGAAGCUUGCUGCUGCACACAAGCUGUGGAACUGGUAUGAGGCGAAACUACAGGAUCAGCAGGCGCACCCAGACGCAUAUCCAGAAAAGAUUCUCAUGAGCGACAUUGUCAAGGCGCUCAAUGAACGAUACAAGACACCCAUCAACCCUGAUCUUGGCGAAACAGACCCAAUCCGACAAUACUUUCUCAGAGACGUUGAAUCCAUCGGUGUGCUCAUUCCAUGGGGUUGGAACUACUUGCGAACAUUCUACAUGAAGGAAGGCGGAAAGGAACAGCCAUCAAUUAUGCAGCGGCUCAGCGAAGCCUCGGAUGUUAUGCUCGUGGCUCUGGAGACAGGCUUCAGCUUUCGACUAGCGAACAUUGAGUCGUAUGGCCUCGAUUCUGAUUCCCUCGAUGAGGGCAUUCUGAAGCCCGGUCAAGGUUAUGACGAGAUCCCUCAGUUCUGGACCUCUACGCACAACGUUGUCAGCUCUGUUCGCAGCCUCGUAGACGUCGGACGCAACUUGGCUGUAGAGAACUACGAGGAAGGCCUUCAGGAAACCCUUUCACAGAAGAUUGCCAAAGACAACCCGCGCAUGGUCAAGAUUGGUUGUCAGACUCAUAUUGAACGCUUCCAAUGGUGUCUUGAGCAGGUUGACGAGAAAACGCGAGAACAAGGUCGUAGUUUGCGAGACGAGUGGAACAGCAAGGUCCGACCGGACCACAUUUACGGCCUCAUGGAGCUUGGCCUGGCGACUGAAGGCAUGAAUCUGGCUGAACAGUACCGAGACAUGCCCACUCUGGUCAAUCUAGUCUGGGACGAGUCCAACUGGCUUGAGUCGGAGAAGGCGGCAACUCGAAGCAAGAUGGAAAUCGCCGAGAGCACAGUCAAGCUGAAGAAGAUCAAGGAGCGCAUCAGCCGGUAUUUCGAGAUGUACGGAGACGACUGGGCUGAGGCAUUCUACUUGAAGCACAUCAACGAGGGCCAAUCCGCGCAGAUGUUCGAGCCUGAGCAUCUGAAUCAGUUGGCAUUAAGCAAGUUCUUGCGCGCCGAUCCAUCUCGUGCGAGGCUGCGGUGGAUCAACGAAGUCUCUGGCGAGAAAGACUACGAAGCUGCUGCCGAGGCUCUCUUCGAGGCUGCGAACAAACAAGAGACCAACGCUUGGUGCAACAAAGUCGAACUAUCCAUGUGCAAGCUCGCAAUGCUGUGCCAAAAGGAAGAAACACAUGGCCAGGCGCAACCAAGCAACGGAGAUAGCCACGAGCUGUCCAAGGCAGAGAAGAUCCGAGAGAAGAACUACAAGGUCGUGGUAGAUCAGCUGGAGUACGCCAACGUGCAGGAGAUACUUUACGAUCAUCUUUCAUCUACCAUUGAUCAAGCCUUGGAUGACGAAACCGCGCUGAACCUACUCAUGGAGGAGUAUGCGCAGGGUCCCAUUCAAGAACGACCAGCACACGCGUCACUGCUGAAGGAAGGGUUUGAGAACCUCAUCCACCACAGGGUCAUCGAUCCUUCACUGAUGAUCGAUAUCCUCACCUUGAUGAACGAUCGAGGCGAGAGGGAGCCUACCUCAUUGAUGCAGUCCAACGAGUUUACCUUUGCACUCAGGGUCUUGGCCGCCAACUGGCACAGCAUCCACCGGACAACACGCGACGGCCUGCUGAAGCUGAUUUGGAAGCGACUGUGCAACAAGGACAACUGGGCUGAGAUCAACAAUACCAGGGACAUUUCCGACGCGACACUCGAGGAGUUCCUACUCUCCACCAACGUUGGCUGGACUUUCCGGGGCCUCAUGAGGUUGAUUGAUAUUGACGAACACAACCGUGUUGUGUGGCCCAAGCAGCUCACAGCCCUGGUUGGUGCAGGUGGCACCCACGGAGAGCUCUGCGUGCGGUUCCCACUCGAAGAUCUUCGCGAGCCAAUCAUCAAGGACAACCUGCUUGACGAUGAGAUGUUGCAGGAAAACCUCGAGAAGAAUCGGCUCGACCAGUGGUUCAAGGCAGCGUGUAGAGCUGGCAAGAACGCUUACGUGGCGGAGAAGAGGGAGCUCCGACGAGGCUCUUCGGCGCCCGCCGAGUCUGGUGAGGAGGACGCGGUUUCAGCAGCUGGAGCUGCAGCUGUCCGAGGUGAUGCUGGCAACGGCGUGGACCAGGAUCAAGAUGUAGCGAUGCAGGAGUCGUAG
Molecule: messenger RNA, 4062 nt
Organism: Ascochyta rabiei
Lineage: Eukaryota; Fungi; Ascomycota; Dothideomycetes; Pleosporales; Didymellaceae
Exons: 4
Coding region: 1-4062 (1353 amino acids)
Biological process (GO): transcription-dependent tethering of RNA polymerase II gene DNA at nuclear periphery; poly(A)+ mRNA export from nucleus; protein import into nucleus
Cellular component (GO): nuclear pore outer ring
Molecular function (GO): structural constituent of nuclear pore; protein binding
Source: RefSeq, a predicted model, not a curated record